Molecule: messenger RNA, 2066 nt
Organism: Pistacia vera
Lineage: Eukaryota; Viridiplantae; Streptophyta; Magnoliopsida; Sapindales; Anacardiaceae
Product: rust resistance kinase Lr10-like
Exons: 2
Coding region: 100-1944 (614 amino acids)
Biological process (GO): protein phosphorylation
Molecular function (GO): ATP binding; protein kinase activity; polysaccharide binding
Source: RefSeq, a predicted model, not a curated record
AUUAAUCAUUCUAUCUUGUGGGGUUCUGAUUAGUUGACUCAAGAAAAUUGUUCUUUUAAUGGAGCUGAAGGAAAAUUAUUGCAUUGCAGUUUUUCAGCAAUGCAGAAAAUCUCAAUCUCUCUCUCCUUUUCUCUCUUCAUUUCCCUUUUGCCGAGUAUAAUCCUCUCCCUUCUCUUACCUUGCACAGAGUCCAAAACUUCAAGUGGAAACAUUACAUCUGAAUUUUGUCCAAUUACAAAUUGCAGCGAAGAGGGUCCAACCAUCAGAUUUCCCUUUAGACUCAAUACUCAGCCAAAUUUUUGUGGCCAUGAAGGGUUUGAAUUAUCUUGCUCAAAUAACAGCACUAUCUUGCAUCUUCCUUCAUCUUCCAGUGAUUACUAUGUCCAAGAAAUUUCUUAUCAUGACAGCAUUAUCACCAUUAGAGAUGUUCAAGAGACCACAUGCCCAAUACAAAGUCUUCUCCCUUUCAAUAUCACAAACUCCAAAUUUAUUUUCUUCCCUUCUUGGUUGGGGAUGACUUUAGUGAACUGCACUGAGACGGUUGAUUUAUCUGGGGCUAUUGGACCGGUUGAGUGUGUAAGUGGUGAUAAAAAUUUUGUUUAUGUAAUAGAUUCUCGUACAGAUAUGGAUGUUCUUCGUUCCGCUUGCAGAGCAUACAAAUCAUUUGAUGUUUCGAGUGAAUUUGAUCUGCUUAAAGCUAUAAUGAGGGAUUCGAGCACACCAAGAGUCGUCUUAGGAUGGAAAGACUCUGAAUAUGGAUGCGAAGACUGCGAGAAAUCAGGGGAUUUUUGUCGUUUCAACAUUACAAGCAAUUCAACAAUCUGUUUGAAACAACCACAUCCUCGGGGUCCUGGAUUUAAAAUUGCAGUAUCUACAUCCACAUGUAUUGGAGGCCUUGUUGUUUUAGCAUUGGUGAUAUUUCUUGUUUAUAGAUGUCGGAAAUCUGAACAGGAAAAGGAAAUUCAGGUAAAGGUAGAGAAGUUCCUGGAAGACUACAGGACCCUCAAUCCAACUAGAUAUACUUACAGUGAGCUUAAGAAAAUAACCAGCAAAUUUAAGCACAGACUCGGCCAAGGUGGUUAUGGAAGUGUCUUCAAAGGAAAACUUUCUAAUGGAAUUCCGGUUGCAGUUAAGAUGUUAGAAAAUACAAAAGGAAAUGGUGAAGAAUUUAUCAAUGAAGUGGCUACCAUCGGUAGGAUACACCAUUUUAACAUUGUUCGUCUUUUAGGAUUUUGCUCAGAAGGGACACGUUGCGCGCUUCUUUAUGAGUUCAUGCCAAAUGGAUCUCUUGAGAAGUUCAUCUUCUCAAAGAUUAAUGAAUCAACUCAUCGUCUAUUGAGUUGGGAGAAACUACAAACGAUUGCAAUAGGUGUUGCACGUGGAAUAGAGUACCUUCACCAAGGAUGCAACCAGAGGAUCCUUCACUUUGACAUUAAGCCUCACAAUAUUUUACUAGACCAUAAUCUUCGCCCGAAAAUUUCAGAUUUUGGGCUUGCCAAACUCUGCUCUAAGGAUCAAAGUAUCAUAUCCAUGACCGCGGCUAGAGGAACUCCAGGAUAUACAGCACCCGAGCUGUUCUCCAGGAACUUUGGAGAAGUUUCUUACAAGUCAGAUGUAUUUAGCUACGGAAUGAUGUUGUUAGAGAUGGUUGGAUGUCGGAAAAAUAUUGAUCUUUCAAUUGAGAAUCAAAGCCAAAUUUAUUUUCCGGAGUGGAUAUAUAACAAAGUGAGUCAAGGUAAAGAAUUUGCUUUAGAAAUUGAGGCAGAUGGAGAUGAAGAAAUUGCCAAGAAGCUUUCAAUUGUGGCACUUUGGUGCAUUCAAUGGAAUCCAAAAGAAAGGCCUUCAAUGCCAAUAGUAAUACAAAUGCUUGAAGGUGAUAUACAAAGCUUAGAAAUGCCUCCAAAGCCCUUCGUUUCUUCCGAUGCUGAAAUGGAUACAAUUUGAUAUACUAGUGAAUAUUUAAAAGGAUAUGUGUCUUUGAAAUACGUCUAUGUAUAAAAGUUCAUUCAUUCUUCUCCUUGUAAUGGCAAGUGUAACCAAAUUCAGAUUGAUUAACGAAUUACAUU